GGGCAUAGGCUUUCAGCUAGAACUGAACCCCAAAAUACAGUGGCUCAAGUACAGGACUUUAGGGGCUCCUGGGUGGCUCAGUCAGUUAAGUGUCCAGCUCUUGAUUGCAGCUCAGGUCGUGACCUCAGUGUCCUGGGAUGGAGCUCAGCUCUGGGCUGGACACGGAGCCUGCUCAAAAUUCUCUAUCCCUCUCCCGCUGCCUCUCCCUCUGGCCCUGUGCGUGCACAUUUUCUCUCUCUCCAAAAAAAAAAAAAAAAAAAAAGGACUUUAUUUCUCUCUUCCCUGACAUUUCCAAGAGAGGCUGGGAAUUUCCACAAGCUGGGACGAUGCCGGAGUGUGAAGGAGUUCGAGAAGCUGAACCGCAUCGGGGAAGGCACCUAUGGCAUCGUGUAUCGGGCCCGGGACACCCUGACAGAUGAGAUUGUUGCCCUGAAGAAGGUACGGAUGGACAAGGAGAAGGAUGGGGUCCCCAUCAGCAGCCUUCGAGAGAUCACACUGCUCCUUCGCCUUCGCCAUCCCAAUAUCGUGGAGCUGAAGGAAGUGGUUGUGGGAACCCACCUGGAGAGCAUCUUUCUGGUGAUGGGUUACUGUGAGCAAGAUCUGGCCAGCCUUCUGGAGAAUAUGCCGACACCCUUCUCUGAGGCCCAGGUCAAAUGCAUUGUGCUACAAGUGCUCCGAGGCCUUCAGUACCUGCACCAGAACUUCAUUAUCCACAGGGACCUGAAGGUGUCCAACCUGCUCAUGACUGAUAAGGGCUGUGUGAAGACAGCGGAUUUCGGCCUGGCCCGGGCCUACAGCAUUCCCAUGAAGCCAAUGACCCCCAAGGUGGUCACACUCUGGUACCGAGCCCCUGAACUGCUUUUGGGAACCAGCACGCAGACCACCAGCAUCGACAUGUGGGCCAUGGGCUGCAUCCUGGCAGAGCUGCUGGCCCACAAGCCCCUUCUCCCCGGCACUUCCGAGAUCCACCAGGUGGACCUGAUCGUACAGCUGCUGGGGACGCCCAGUGAGAACAUCUGGCCAGGUUUCUCCAGGCUGCCGCUGGUGGGCCAGUACAGCCUGAGGAAGCAGCCCUACAACAACCUCAAACACAAAUUCCCGUGGCUCUCAGAGGCCGGCCUGCGCCUGCUCAACUUCCUCUUCAUGUAUGACCCUAAGAAAAGGGCCACAGCCAGAGAUGGCUUGGACAGCUCAUACUUCAAGGAGAAGCCACUGCCUUGUGAGCCAGAGCUCAUGCCCACCUUCCCCCACCACCGCAACAAGCGGGCCAUCCUGGCCACAUCUGAGGGCCAGAGCAAGCGCUGUAAGCCGUGACAAGUUGGCAGGAGGUCUGCGAUGGACAGCCAUGGACUGGGAACGCCUUUGCAGUCCAGGCUUGCAGGGCUGCUGACCUCUGCUCCUCCCUUGGUUGAGAGCCACCUGCUGCUCCUGCUGAUUACACCCCUUCCCCAGAAGAGUGGGGAGGGGGACACCCUGAAGGGCUGGCACUCUCAUACUGGGUACCUGCUGUCAUGUCCUCAGCCGGUAACUCUCACCCUCACUUUCCAGGGGGAAAUGCCCACUGGGCCCAGUUCAGUGAGCAUUGCUAGCUUGGGACGAGCAGACCCCCAUGAUCGCCUGUGCCCCUCCCACCCCCACCUCCGAAGCACCAGGGUCUGUCCGGGUCAGCAAGAGGCUGUGGUGAACAGCCCCCUCAGACCCCAGUUAGGGCUGGCAGCACUCAGGAUGGGAAGGAGAGAUCGAGUGUGGGUCACAUCCCACCUGAUGGACUGGGGUCCAAGCCCUGCCCCUGCUCUCACACUGAGGCCCAGAGGGGAGAGGAUGGGAGUCAGAUAAAAAAGAUUUUCUAACAGGCAUAAGCAGGGUCUGCGUCCUUUAAUGAACUUUAACGUCCUGA
Nyctereutes procyonoides (raccoon dog) is the source of this 1897-nucleotide messenger RNA. It is a transcript of the gene CDK10, whose product is annotated as cyclin dependent kinase 10. Gene Ontology annotation, molecular function: ATP binding; cyclin-dependent protein serine/threonine kinase activity. The transcript has 13 exons. Gene Ontology annotation, biological process: protein phosphorylation; regulation of mitotic cell cycle. The record is from RefSeq and is a predicted model, not a curated record. NCBI's taxonomy places the organism in Eukaryota, Metazoa, Chordata, Mammalia, Carnivora, Canidae. The coding region runs from base 445 to 1314 and encodes 289 amino acids. Gene Ontology annotation, cellular component: nucleus.